Molecule: messenger RNA, 411 nt
Organism: Metarhizium robertsii ARSEF 23
Lineage: Eukaryota; Fungi; Ascomycota; Sordariomycetes; Hypocreales; Clavicipitaceae
Product: Glyoxalase domain-containing protein 5
Exons: 1
Coding region: 1-411 (136 amino acids)
Source: RefSeq, a predicted model, not a curated record
AUGAGCAAGCCUCUUGCGCCCGUCAAGGACAUCGACCACCUGGUGCUCACCUGCAGCGACAUGCAAGCCACCAUCACCUUCUACACCAAAUACCUCGGCAUGACACUCGAGACAUUCACCUCGGAAGCGACGCCGUCUAUCCAGCGGAGCGCGUUGAAGUUUGGCACGCACAAGAUCAAUCUGCAUCAGAGGGGCAAGGAGUUUGAACCCAAGGCGCAGACGGCGCAGCCGGGGACGGCGGAUUUGUGUUUUCUCGUGGCCGACGGCGUUGAUUUGGAUCGUGUUGUGAAGGGGUUUGAGAGCGCUGGUGUGGAGGUGCUCGAGGCGGGCAGGGUGGUGGGGAGAACAGGAGCAAUGGGAGCCAUGAGGAGCGUCUAUGUUCGGGAUCCGGAUGGGAAUCUAGUAGAGUGA